Hyphopichia burtonii NRRL Y-1933 is the source of this 3084-nucleotide messenger RNA. RefSeq names its product Ngs1p (gene NGS1). NCBI's taxonomy places the organism in Eukaryota, Fungi, Ascomycota, Pichiomycetes, Serinales, Debaryomycetaceae. Gene Ontology annotation, biological process: peptidoglycan turnover; carbohydrate metabolic process. The record is from RefSeq and is a predicted model, not a curated record. Gene Ontology annotation, molecular function: hydrolase activity, hydrolyzing O-glycosyl compounds. Bases 1 to 3084 code for a protein of 1027 amino acids. The transcript has a single exon.
AUGAAUGCUGACGAUGACCUUUAUGUAGGUCAGCUACUCUGUGGAGGGUUUGAAGGGAAGACUGUAACUCCUCAAGCUUAUCAUUUAAUAACUGAGCUUCAUGUAUCUACUAUGAUACUACUGAAGAAGAAUACUGUUUCAGUUGAGCAAAUAUCUAAACUCAUAAAAGAUUUGCAACAUAUUGCUCGAACUCAAGCUAAUUAUAAAUAUCCAUUGAUCUUUGCUGUGGAUGAAGAAGGUGGGAUGAUGAAUUCGUUAUUUGAUGAAAUUAAUUUAACUCAAUUCCCUGGGGCAAUGGCAUUAGCUGCAACUGGGGAUGCUGAGUUGGUUUAUAAAGUUCUGAAAGCUAUCGCAAUCGAAUUGAAACAUAUUGGGUUUUCAGUGAUAUUAGGUCCAGUUCUUGAUGUGAUUACGAAGCUAUCUCAUCAGCUUGUUGGUGUUAGAAGUUUUGGUACUACCAUAGAGGAAGUCACUAAAUAUGGUAAAGCAUGCGCAAAAGGUUUAAAAGAUGGGGGACUUUUAACAGUAGGGAAACAUUUUCCUGGUAUUGGAAAUGCAAGUGUUGAUUCAUUAUUAGAGCUACCAAUGAUGGCUGAUUCUCUUGAGCAAAUAAAGAGUUUCAAUAGUGUACCAUUUGCUGAAUUAAUUAAAGAUGAUUUGGUUGACGGAAUAAGUGUAGCAGGAUGUGGGGUACCCAGUAUAAGUCCAGAUGAAACCCAUGCAUGUUUGUCACCAAUACUUAUUAACCAAUAUUUAAGACAAGAACUUGGUUUUGAAGGUUUUGUAAUUAGUGAAUGUUUAGAAAUGGACGCUCUUUACCAUUCAAUCGGUUUAGGUCAAGGUGUAAUUUUGGCUAUAUAUGCUGGUUGUGAUUUAGUUAUGGUAUGUCAUAACUUGGCGUUACAAAAUGAAGCAGUUAAAUCAAUGGAAAUAGCUUUAGAAAAUGGUAAUUUAGACGAAGAAAUUAUAGUAACUUGUUUAAAUCGUAUUGAAAAAAUACAAAAACAGUUACCUAGUUGGGCAGAGAUAUUAAAUGAAGGUAAGGAAAAGAUUGAAGUUUUCCCAAUUAAAUAUCCCGAUUUAUGGAAAGAACAUCAGGAAUUACUGAAACUAGCUUAUCGUAAAUCAAUAACUCUUGUACGUGAUUAUACAGGGACAUUACCAAUAAGCAAAUUCUUCAAAGAAUCCAAAGAGAAAGAGAAAGAUGAUAAAGAUAAUUUACUUAUAUUAUCACCAUUAUUAAAUCCUAUUUAUCCAACCUCAGAUCUGAAGACGAAAGAGAAGACCCAGGAAAGUGAAGAGUCUGAAGAAAAUAGCGAUAAUGAAAGUUCGAAUGACUCAAAACCUUCAUUAUUCACUGGUGAGGAAGUUUUCCAAAAAUUUGGGCGAUUAUUAUCAGAACACCCUUCAGUUUUAGAUAAAUCAUUUAAUGUUCUCCAUACUACCUACACUGCCAACGGAUUAACAGCAUUACAUGAAACAUUAAUUGAAAACUCCAAAGUAGUUAUCGUUUUAACAUCGGAGGCCCUGAGAAAUAUGUAUCAGAUUGGGAUAGUUAAAUAUGUGUCGAUAUUAUGUGGAGCAAGUCCGUCAAGUUUUAAUAAUGGAGGUAUCAACUCUGGUCAAUUGGUAAAACCAUUAGUAAUUGUUGCAACAUCAUCACCAUACGAUUUUUUUUACAAUAAGAGUAUUGGGAGUGCAUAUUUAUGCAGUUAUGAUUAUACGAAUAGAGCACUUGAAGAAUUAGUUGGAAUAUUAAUGGGAGAUUCAGGAGCAGAAGGAUGUAUACCGGGAGAGAAGAAAUUCAGUAGUCGAAUAAAGAAAAGGAAACCACCUAGUCAACCGACAAUACAAUCAUCGCCAAUAGUGAGAAGGAAAAGCAAUCCACAACCAAAGAGAAGAUGGUUGGUUGAUGAGUUUAAUAUUAAAAGAGAUUGGAGUAGUUUAAUUAAGUUAUGGAAGAAUAAUUUAGGAGAUGAAGAUAUAAAUGGAGAAGAAGAAAUCAAGAUUGAUUAUCAACGGGAGAAUUUUUAUAAGAAAUUAUUGAUAUUAUUAUCAAAUGCUAAUAAUAAACAGAAACAUUUUGUUGUUAGAAAUUCAAGUUUAAAUUUAUUAUAUGGAAUAGUACUCACCUGGGUUAAUGAGUACCAACAAGUAUCCUUAAAUGAAUAUAUUGAAGAGACCCCAACCCCGAAAACCGGAUCAAUAAUGUAUUUAUUGGUUGAUAAGCUGAAAAGAUUGCAGAGUAUUGGUAAGAAUUUACACGCAAGAGCCAUGAGAUAUUUAAUUAAAGAACAAGAAUGUGAUCUAGUGACGUUGGGGUGUUCAGUACCCAAUAUAGUAUUCCCGGAGAAUAGCCACUUAAUUAAGAACAAUAAGGUAUCUACAUUAUUUAUGAAUAGUGUUGGAUGGGAAAUAAAGGAAGACAAGAGGAAAAAUGUCUUGAUAUUAAAAGAUUUAAUGAACUGGUCGGUACCACAAAAAAUAUUCAGAGAAUUAAUGAUUGUUGGGGUUAGAUUUGAUAUUUGCAACCAACCAGAAAAAUUAAUGGAGUUAAUUGAACGAUGUACAAAAGAGGAAGGCGACGAUGAAAAAACGGCAAUGACAAAACAGUUAUAUAUGGAAGCGGUUAAAUAUUUACAAGGAACUACUUCCUAUGAAGUUAAAAUUAUUAUUGCUUUAGAGCCCACUAAUCAAAAUAUUAUUGGUAGUAUAAUAUUAUUUACAAAUCAGCUGGCGUUUGCCAAAUUCUAUCCCUAUAUCGAUGAAGCCAUCGAUGAAUCCAUUAUACAGGAAUCCAAAAGAAUAGUUGGUGGAAUGGUUGAGCCAAUGAUUGAUCCGUCUUACUCCAAUUUAACCGAAAUCUUCAAAUUCGGAUUAAUUUGUAGUGGGAUUACUUUUUUCAAAAGCAAUUUUGGUGAAGAUACAAAUAAUGGGGUAAUGAACGAGUGCUUGAUCUUUAGGGUUGAUCAAGAUAAGUCGAUGACUGGUAUAAAAGAAAUUGGCUUUAGUGAAUGGAAAUGGCAUAACGAAUACUACGAUAAACAAUCAUCAGACAAUUCAAUAUUCAAUCAAAAAGGUUGA